AUGGAACACCCGAAAAACCCGAAAGACUCGAUGAGGUCAACAUGGCGCCGAUGGGAUCGAAGUCAAUGGACACUAUCACACAAGCUAUUUGAACAUGCAAACCUUUACCAUGUUGACCUUGAUAGGGAGGUCCCGGUUCAUUCAAAGCAGGAAAAGAUACCUUAUGUUUCAGACUGGUCGCUCCACCGCUGGAUUAUCUUUCACGCUAGCAUCCCACUCAUCGUCCACCAACUCUUUGUAUACCUUACCGGUCAAAACUUCGGUCCCAUCGUGGCUUUCGGCUUUUACUAUUACACUAACAGGAUAUUUACCAGCCGAGAACUCCGGAGACUUCGCGAGCUGGGCCAUACCUAUGGGUUUUUAGACGGUGACAAACACGAGCGGGAUGGUGUCCCCGACGUGGGAGUGUCCAAGGUACUGACGUCUGUCAUGCUGGCCAGCCUUGUUCGUCCAAUGAUAACAGUAUAUCUUACUUACUCGGCAAAUGAAGCUCCAGCGUCCAUGAACUGGCGAUGGCUCCCCCUCGAAGUCAGUUUGUAUGGCAUCAUUCUGGACUUCUGGUUUUACUGGUACCAUCGCAUCAUGCACGAUGUCCACGGGCUCUGGAAAUAUCACCGGACGCACCACCUGACCAAGCAUCCCAAUCCACUCCUUACGAUAUACGCAGACUCGGAACAGGAGUUCUUUGAUAUCGCAGGGAUUCCCCUGAUGACCUAUUUUACAAUGAAGUUCAUGGGCUUCCCGAUGGGGUUUUAUGAGUGGCACGUGUGUCAGCUCUAUGUACUCUUCGCAGAGCUAGCUGGACACAGCGGUCUUCGUCUCCAUGCCUCGCCGCCCAAUCCGUUGACUUGGCUCAUGCGGAUCUUCGACGCAGAAUUGGUCAUUGAGGAUCAUGAUCUUCAUCACAGAAAGGGAUGGAGGAAGAGUCAUAAUUAUGGCAAACAAACACGGGUUUGGGACCGUGUGUUUGGUACCUGCUGCGACCGGAUUGAGGGAGUAGAUGCCAACAUCGACUAUACAAACACCGUCGAAAUGAGCAUCUUCUAG
Messenger RNA from Aspergillus bombycis, 1047 nucleotides. Its product is annotated as sterol desaturase family protein. Gene Ontology annotation, molecular function: C-4 methylsterol oxidase activity; iron ion binding. Lineage: Eukaryota; Fungi; Ascomycota; Eurotiomycetes; Eurotiales; Aspergillaceae. The transcript has a single exon. Bases 1 to 1047 code for a protein of 348 amino acids. The record is from RefSeq and is a predicted model, not a curated record. Gene Ontology annotation, biological process: ergosterol biosynthetic process.